This is a messenger RNA of Myxocyprinus asiaticus (Chinese sucker), 6629 nucleotides long. Its product is annotated as cyclin-I-like. Gene Ontology annotation, biological process: regulation of cyclin-dependent protein serine/threonine kinase activity; mitotic cell cycle phase transition. Gene Ontology annotation, cellular component: cyclin-dependent protein kinase holoenzyme complex; nucleus; cytoplasm. NCBI's taxonomy places the organism in Eukaryota, Metazoa, Chordata, Actinopteri, Cypriniformes, Catostomidae. Bases 232 to 792 code for a protein of 186 amino acids. Gene Ontology annotation, molecular function: cyclin-dependent protein serine/threonine kinase regulator activity. The record is from RefSeq and is a predicted model, not a curated record. The transcript is spliced from 8 exons.
CGGUGUUAAACGCGUUCAAAAACACAACGUUUAGGAGUAACUGUAGACGCUGUUUUCAACACAGCAUUUCCCUCCACAAAUCACCCAAAGGUGAUAUUGAUCUGAAAUAUCAUGCUUCAGUACAUGGAGGAAUGACAAUUUGCACAUUGUAGUGGACUCCAAUGACAGAGACUGUGUUCCACUUUUCAAAGGUAUUCCUUUGACUGGAAAAGACUAGUUUCCAGAACAGCCAUGAAACCGCCAGGUGAAGAUGAGAAUCGGCGUCUGGGCACAUUGUUGCUCAACACCCUGGAAAGAGAAAUGCGUCUUUGGAGGGCACCAGUCCUGAAGAACGGUUGCAUUCAGAUCACCAUUUUGCUUAGGAAUUAUCCUUUAAAAUGUACAAAGAGCAAAAAUCUGGGUUCCAGUGAGGCACUUACAAUGGAGGGUUCAGAUAUCAGUCCAUCUCAGUACCAGGAGGUGAUUGUGUGGAUGCAUGAAAUGAGCUGCAUAUUCCAGUUCUGCUCAGAGACAUUUGCUUUAGGAGUGUGUGUUCUCAACCGUUUGCUUGCAACAGUCAAAACUCAGCUGAAAUACCUCAAAUGCAUGGCCAUCACCUCACUGAUCCUUGCUGCAAAAAUCAAUGAAGAAGAUGAGGUGAUCGCAUCGGUUAAAGACCUGCUGGAGCAAAGCGGAUGCAAAUUCUCAACAGCAGAGAUUCAUCGCAUGGAACGAAUCAUAUUAAACAAGCUGCAUUGGGACCUUUACACUGCAACACCGAUCGAUUUCAUUCACAUCGUAAGUAGCGGCUGAUGCGUCCACUUUGUUGUAUUCUGACCAGAACUCAACAGUACAAAAAGCACGAGAGAACAUACAACCAUUUUGAGGUGGCCAUUGCAAACAUUAGCAAAAAUUAAGAUUUGGUCCUUGACGUUGUUGUACAUGUGAAAAUCAGCAGCUGCUGGUGAUUGUGCAAACCUUCAUCACCAGCAAGCUACAGUAUCUUUAGGGCAAUAAGAGUUGCGUGCAGUGCAUACUUGACCAAGGCACUAAUCUGGCUUGUACUGUAGCAGUAAAGCAGUUAGAUAACCCUGCAAAGGAAGGGAGGAAAGAUUUGGUUAUUCUGUAUUCACUCUCCUAUACAAUUAAACUCUCAGAAAUAGGAAUAAUCUUCCAUUGGAACACUGAAUCUUUCCUUCAUACUGGCAGGGUUGUGCUCCUCAAUUUGAAUUGAGGUAGCAAACAUGCAGAAUCGUAAUUUAAUUGAAGGAAGUUGUAUUAAAAUGGAUUGAGAUUCAUGUAGGUGCUGAAAGUGUACUUUGUAAUAAUACUGCCUGCAAGGGCAAAACGUAGUAACUACUACAGCUGGGUAAAAAUUGAUUUUCCGAUUCAUCGUGAUAUUCAUUUGCACGAUCUCAAUAUUGAUUCUUAAAAUCCCAAGAUCUGUCCUUUACUGUCUUAUAUUUGUAAAGCGCAUUUGAAGCCAUUUUUCUCAGUUUCAGUGUUGACGUAGUUACUAGGGCUGGGCGUUAUGGCUACAAAAAUUAUUUCUAUUUUUCAGCCUAUUGACGAUGUUCAAAAUAUAUCUCAAUUAUGUAUUUGAUCUGAAAUUAUUAUUUUUUUAAUUUUUUUUUACUAAAUUAACACAAGGGUGAAAAAGAUAAUCAUUUUCACUGAGGCACUUUUAGAUUUAUAUCUUAUAUACAAUUAUACAUACACCCAGUCAAGUUUAUUAUAAUAUAAUACUGAAUUUAUAAUUAUUAUUUUGAGGAUUAGAUUUGUUUCAUAUAGAAGUAAUAUAUUUCUUUCCAAUUUACUUCACCUUCACCUGGAACUUUUAUUUUGACACUUAAAUUGCAGUUUGUAGUUUACAAUGUUCCGCAACUGGUGAAACGCUGAUAUCUCCUACUUUUCUGUUAUACUGUGCUGCCUUUUUAGAUUUGUAUAAUAACUUGUAGUGGUUACUAAUGUUGGGAACUGUGCAAAUGCUUCAUCAUGCAGUACUUUUGUUUCACAAUGCAUGUGAAGCGCUUUAAAAGUGCUAAAAACAUGAGCCCAUGAGCUCCUCGCAUGCACAGAUCAGCCCGUCACCCAUUUAUUCUGAAGCAAAGCACGCACAGAACAUGCCAAUCCGUCUGUAGUCACAGCCUUUUACAUUUUUUACAUUGCCAUUUUGAUGUUAAUAAUUGUGAAAUUAGUCUACUGAUUCACUCUUUAUGAACUUUAUUGGACAAAUAAAAAGCACAUUAGAAUCAUUGCGAUAUUCAUGAAAUUGCUUAAUUUUGUAUCGUCAGCAAAAUCAUUGUGAUUAUAUCGUGAAUAUUUUAUAUAUUGCCCAGCCCUAUUAGUUACUGCAUUUUGACUUGGUUGGGAAGAAUACAUUUCACUUUCAGUAUAAAUUACCCAUAACAAUGUUAUCAUACUCACAACCUGUGUUGAAUGUCUUUUGAAUUGCAAUUCAGUAAAUUUUUCCUCCUUUUCCCCCAAUUCAAAUUCCGAUUCGACAUUCUGUGUAGCUAAUUCAAUUCAAAUUGACACUCAUGAAUCGAAAGGGAGACUGUUCUAUAUUUGUAUAUACUUAAAUUCUAUAUUUUGGCCAACUCUGCUUAGAGGGGUUCAGUUAAAAUAGCAAACAAAAUGAGUGAUGUUCUUGGCACGAGCUAGUGUAACACAGUUGGUUGAGGCAUUUAGCAAUCAAACCAACAAUUAACAUGGAAACAACAGUUAAGAAUUUUGCACCCAGGGUUUCAUUGCUCCUUGUCUAAAUGAACAAUGUGCUACAUGGCUGUUUUGGCACAGCACAGAGGGGAAUAAAAUGGCCAUUAGAAAUGUAAAGAACAUGGAACGAGACCCCAUUAAAAAAAAUACCUCUGAUUUUAAAAGAAUUUCUCCUGAAAGACCCUGAAAUUAAAAAGUAAUUUUAGUAAAGAAAAAAUAAGUGAAACUCACGAAACCUGUCAAGAACACAUCCGGGUCAUAUUUCACUACAAAAUAAAAAGAAUUCAGAAUUUAAAAUGUUCUUAAAGAAAAUGAAGCCUAUUUAAAGAUCAUUUUUUGCAUUGUAACAUUAUUUUCAUGACAAUUAAGCACUUUCCCCCAAAAUUCUCAUUACCACAGUGCAAAAAUAAAUCCUAUUUUCAUUGUUUUUAGUGUUUUUAUAUACCAUGGUAGUGUUGUACUGCCUUUAAUUUAUGCUGAUUUAAAUGUAAUAUUUUUUUUUACUUUAAAAAUAGACACAAUGCAAACAAUCUUGAUGGUGUUGAAAAUGUGCUUCAUUUCCUUCAUGCAAACUAUAAUUUCUUAUUUUUUUUCCCCUUUUGAUUUUAGGGAGAAAUGUGACCUGGACAUAUUUCCAUGAGAUUCACCCAUAAAAGCCAUAUAUACACCGAUCAGUCACAACAUUAAAACACCUGCCUAAUAUUGUGUAGGUCCCCCUCGUGCCGCCAAAACAGUGCCAACAGCAUCUCAGAAUAGCAUUCUGUGAUUAUCUUCUCACCACAAUUGUACAGAGCGGUUAUCUGAGUUACUGAAGACUUUGUCAGUUUGAACCAGUCUGGCCAUUCUCUGUUGACCGCUCUCAUCAACAAGGCAUUUCUGUCCUCAGAACUGCCGCUCACUGGAUGUUUUUGUUUUUGGCAUCAUUCUGAUUAAAUUCUAGAGACUGUUGUGUGUGAAAAUCCCAGGAGAUCAGCAGUUACAGAAAUACUCAAACCAGCCCAUCUGGCACCAACAAUCAUCCAUGUGAUUAUCUAAUCAGACAAUCGUGUGGCUGCAGUGCAUAAUCAUGCAGAUACGGGUCAGGAGCUUCAGUUAAUGUUCACAUCAACCAUCAGAAUGGGGAAAAAAUUUGAUCUCAGUGAUUUAGACCGUGGCAUGAUUGUUGGUGCCGGAUGGGCUGGUUUGCCCUGUUGAGAUGUGGGUUGGCCCUGUUUUGGUGGCACAAGGGGGACCUACACAAUAUUAGACAGGUGGUUUGAAUGUUGUGGCUGAUCGAUGUAGAUAUAUAAUGUCAUAUAAUACUUAGAAUAAUUAAAUAUAAUUGUUUGUGAAAUGAAAAAAUAUCUAAUAGCAUAGAAAAAUAAAUUUCCAUAAAACUUCCCAAAUAAAUAUCCAUUAUGUAUCUUCCUGUAUUAGGUCCAUGUCACUCACUCUUCCCUUUGAUAAGUAAUGUGAAGACACUCGCAUACAGUCAGAUACAAAGGAAAAAUCAAACUUCCUCAGUACACAUUUAACUAUACUGAACAAUCAUGUCAUUCCUAUUCAAUCAACAUGGCUUUUUUUCAGUCAACAUGAAAUCUAAAUUGACAACAUUUACUUUUUUAAUGCACAUUCCUGCUCCUAUUGUGCACGAUACUUUAGUGCACAUUAUUCAAAUAAGAUGUUUGUUUUCAUGUUUCAUCAACCUGUAAAAUCUUGCUCCACCACUGUAAAUACAAGAGCUGUCAAUCAGAAUUUUAAUUGCAGUUUCAAAAAGACCCCCAAAUGAAGAUAAUUUGGGACAUAAGGCUACAUUAUUUUGGAAGAUUAGUCAAUCAUUAAAUAGACAUUACAAAAAGUUGCUUCAGAAUUCAACAUAGGCCUAUUUUUGGUUUUAUUUCCAUAUCAUUGAACAUAAGCCUAUCACUGACCUCCAGUCCAUGGCAAUCAAACUUUCAAGCUCUCAGAAGUGUAGAGUUAACGGCCAUUCACACAGGAUGCGUUCUUGUUUUCCGUCUGUGCGUUUUUUUUUUUUUUUUUUUUGUAUCCCCUUUUUCUCCCCAAUUUGGAAUGCCCAAUUCCCACUACUUAGUAGGUCCUCGUGGUGGCGCUGUUACUCACCUCAAUCCAGGUGGUGGAGGACAAGUCUCAGUUGCCUCCGCUUCUGAGACUGUCAGUCCGCGCAUCUUAUCACGUGGCUCGUUGUGCAUGACACCGUGGAGACUCGCAACAUGUGGAGGCUCAUGCUACUCUCCACGAUCCACGCACAACUGUGUGCAUCGUCCAGUUGUUUUUAAAAGUGAGAAUGCAUCUUGUAUGAAUGGCUCUUGUCUCAUUCUGUGCUACCUGCUAUCAGUGAGUGUGGUUUGGUGAGGGUUUUUAUGUGUGUGAAUUUAUUUUUUUAUAUUACUUAUUAACAAUGCAAUAAAUUGACAGCCCUAGCAAAAAUAUCACAUUAUGGACAAACAUUGUGUUACGAAUGCCAUUUCAUGUUGACUUUAACUUAAUGUCCUGCAUUCAAGAGAAUCACAACUGUUACCUGGAUUGAGUUGUAGAACCAUGAACUGAACAUGGCUCCUCUUCAGUAAACAGAGCAAGACUAAAGGUCUUGUAUUAUAUGUAAAAACAUGGGACCUUGUUUAUUAAACACAAGCAGAACAGUUUGUAUGUAAAUCAUUAGUAACCAUUCGAUAGGAUAAUUAAAUUCAAUGAGAGAAUUGAUGUAAUGGAUUAAAAAAUGAUUUGCAUGCAGAUUUGAUCUCUUUGUUUUUCUUGAAUAACACUUUUCCUAACCAGACGUGAUGUGAUAAAACCACAAAUGAGAAAGGGUAUCUCUUCCAUGUAAAUCUGAGUCCUAACCAGCCACAACUGCAAUGAGCAACAGGGCAUUUUGUCCAGUGUUUGAUUUCUAGAGAACGCAACAGUCGGGUUCCGGAAGUAAAAGUCCCAUUCAUUUUUUUUCUAUAGGGAAAUUGUUUAUUAACAAUAACUUAAACCUUUAAAGAUGGACCUACCAUGAGCUUCAAGGUUGUUAAUCGAUGGUGUAUAUACUUCUGUUGAGGCCAUUAGUCUGCUUAUUUCAACUUUAAUUUUUCGAAAUCAUGUUAAAUAGCAGUAUUCCUGGUGAGGAACUACACUACCCAUAUUCUCGAACAGAGAUGGACCAAUCAGAAAAUUGCAGCCAACAAAGCAUGCCAAAGGAGCUCUGCAGUGAUCGAGUUGGUCUUCCUACACUCUCAAACUACUUGUAUAUUUGCAAAUAUCUAAAUAUUAUGUUUUCUCUGCUUACAAUCAACAACUUUAAAUCCAAUAGUUUUACUUUUUUCCAACAUUUUGAAUUGAAUUAAAUGGUUUGUAGUUCACUCCCUCAUUAACGAUGUUAAGUACACAGUCUUGUGCCUUUUUUUUUGUGAUUUUCAAAUACUUUUUUAUUUCAGAUCAAAGUUUGUAAUGUUGUGAUUCAUCUCAGAGCUGGUUGAUUUAGUUCAUGUCUUAGAACACUUAUGAAAUCCCUAUUAAUUAAAUUAAGGGGAAAAAUACCUUCGGAACCAAGAUGGCUGAAAAAGUGUUGCACCCUGUUUCUGUGGUGUCAUGCCCGGUAGGCCCACCCACUUUGAACUGUAAUUGGACCAAAUCCUGCUCCACAUAACUGGACAUUAAACAUGAAAUAUGUUCUGAUUGGCUGUGAUUGUGCCACGUCGUGCAGCAGUUUUGCGUUCACUGCAGACAGAAAAAUUGCUUGUCACUGGAAUCCUAUCGUGUCUUGUUAGAGACCGAGACUAAAGAACACAGAACAUUUCAACAUUUCAAGUUUUCACAUCCCUCUUAUGAAGGGUUUAACACAGAAAUCGUUUGUCAAGAGAGUUCAAAUACACACCCACACCUCUGUAGUAAAUUAUUGGAGUUUUGGUGUUGUCUCUAUUGGUUGAGCUUUUAUUGGUUGAUAAUGUGUU